Molecule: messenger RNA, 3793 nt
Organism: Eptesicus fuscus (big brown bat)
Lineage: Eukaryota; Metazoa; Chordata; Mammalia; Chiroptera; Vespertilionidae
Gene: LIPG
Product: lipase G, endothelial type
Exons: 10
Coding region: 44-1546 (500 amino acids)
Biological process (GO): lipid metabolic process
Molecular function (GO): protein binding; lipoprotein lipase activity
Source: RefSeq, a predicted model, not a curated record
UUGUUCAAGUCCUGCUUCGCGGAGGGGUGUGUGGCGGGAAAGGAUGAGAAGCCCCGUCCUUCUGCUCUGCCUCUGGAGCGCCCAUUGUUGCUUUGCCGCGGGAGGCCCCGCGCCCCUUGGUCCGGAGGGGCCGCUGCAAGAUGGGCUCCACGAACCCAAGGACCUGCAGAUCGCCGCCAAACCCUCCGUGAGGUUUAACCUCCGCGUCUCCGAGGACCCAGAGCACGAAGGAUGUUACCUCCCCCUCGGCCACAACCAGCCCCUGGAAGACUGUGGCUUCAACAUGACAGCCAAAACCUUUUUCAUCAUUCACGGCUGGGCGAUGACUGGCAUACUUGGGGAAUGGCUGUACAAACUCGUGUCGGCCCUGCGGACGAGGGAGAGAGAGGCCAAUGUCGUGGUGGUUGACUGGCUCCCCCUGGCUCACCAGCUUUACACAGACGCGGUCAAUAACACGAAGACGGUGGGACACAGCAUCGCCAGGAUGCUCGACUGGCUUCAGGAGAAGGACGGCUUUUCUCUUGGGAAUGUUCAUUUGAUCGGCUACAGCCUCGGAGCUCACGUGGCCGGGUACGCUGGCAACUUCGUGACAGGCACGGUGGGCAGGAUCACGGGUCUGGAUCCUGCCGGGCCCAUGUUUGAGGGGGUGGACGUCCACAGCAGGCUGUCCCCCGACGACGCGGACUUCGUGGAUGUCCUCCACACCUACACGCGCUCCUUCGGCUUGAGCAUCGGGAUUCAGAUGCCCGUGGGCCACAUCGACAUCUACCCCAACGGGGGCGACUUCCAGCCGGGCUGCGGACUCAACGAUGUUCUGGGGUCCAUUGCAUAUGGAACGAUCGCAGAGGGCGUUAAAUGUGAGCACCAGCGGGCCAUAUACCUCUUUGUUGACUCCCUGAUGAAUGAGGACAAGGCGAGCUUUGCGUUCCAGUGCACGGACUCGCACCGCUUCAAAAAGGGGAUCUGCCUCAGCUGCCGGAAGCACCGUUGUAAUAGCAUUGGCUACAACGCCAAGAGAACGAGGCACAAGAGGAACAGCAAGAUGUACCUAAAAACCCGGGCGGGCAUGCCUUUCCGAGUUUAUCAUUACCAGAUGAAAAUCCACUUCUUCAGCUACAAGAACACGACAGAAAUCGAGCCCAUCUUCUAUGUCACCCUUUACGGCGCCAGCGCAGACUCGCAGAUGCUGCCGUUGGACGUAGUGGAGCAGAUCGAGCUGAAUGCCACCAACACCUUCCUGGUCUACACAGAGGAGGACCUGGGAGACCUCUUGAAGAUCAGACUCACCUGGAAACGGGUGCCUCAGUCCUGGUACACCCUGUGGACUGACUUUCGCAGCUACCUGUCUCAAUCCCGGAAGUCUGAGCAGGAAGUGAAUAUCAGGCGCAUCCGGGUCAAGUCUGGGGAAACCCAGCGGAAAUUUGCUUUUUGUGCGGAAGACCCUGAGCACACCAGCAUAACCCCUGGCCAGGAGCUCUGGUUUCACAAGUGUCUGGAUAGCCGGAGAAUAAAAGAUGGAACCAGGCAAACUGUGGAGCUUCCCUGAGGGAGCCAGCAGGCCCCCGCCCCCGCGCCCCGCCUACCAAGCACAUGGAGAAAAGUUACUGCUGAGGACCCACCUGAUGGAAGGAUCCCUCUCGGCCUUGACCCUGAAGCACAGGGAAGAGCCUGCUUGCUGGUCCAGGCCCUUGCCUCCCGUGACAACUGGGACUUCUCGCCAGAGGGGACUGCGCGCUGCUCUUCCUGCUGCUGCCCUAGAACAGCUCUAAGGCCAGAUCUGGGUGCAAACGGCCAAAUGCCUGGGCCUCUUGCGCACACCGGGCUGGCUGCUAAUGACUGGAUGGGCCUGUGCUUUGCCUGGCAAGGAGCACUAGCUGUCAGUGUGUGGCCUGACAGGCGUCGUAGUGACAGGCAUUCCCGCUGGGAGCUGACCUGUCAGGAUGGCAGACCUGUGUCAUGUUCACCCAGAGACGGUCGAUCUGGGGUGAUGCUGAGGCCCUCGAUGUUGGGGUUCAACGAGCUGCAUUGAUCAAUGUCCGUUACUUCUUCGACAUUCUGUCCUGUUCCUUAACUCACUCUCUAAAGCACACAUCAUUGACUUUCUUAUUUUUCUAUUGCUCUUUUUUUUUUUAUUGGAUAAAUGUUUAUUAAGCACUUAACCUUAAUGGGGUUGGGAUUUGUAGACUCCCUUAGAGUUUAAAUGGUCCACGAAUAUACAUAUGAUGAAGGCACAGAGGGCAUUGGGGAUGGGCUAGAUAGAGGAUGGAAGAAUUGGGGACCCUGGGGUUUUCAGUGGUUUCUACCUAUUUCUUCUUAGUUAACAUGUGCAUUCCCCCUGAGAGUGAUAUGUUUGAUCACUAGCAGAGUAGCAAGCAGGGCGCCAUAUGUGCUGGGGAUCGGAAUGGUGGCCAACUACCAGAGAUGAUUGCUUUGGAGCAAAAUCUCUUUUGUUGAGGAAGGUAGAAGGUAUUACAUAUGUUAUACAUAUCUGUUUAUCGAGAGCCAUCACCUGUGAAACAGCUGGUGCUAAGAUUUAACACACUGUUUUUCUUCCUUAGAAAUACCUUGCUCUAAUACCAGCCCCUUUUCUGUUGAGCUUCUUGGGAAAGCCUCUAAUUCUUCAUUUGAAUUAAUAUACAUGAUAUCCAAGGGACCCAUUUUUACUUUCCAAAAGAUUUUCUUGUGGGUCAACUAAUUAGAGAUUAACAACAGGAGGUGAACAGGGAAGCCAUUAUUAACUCUAUAUAAAAUGAGGCUCUGAGGUUCAGCCACGUGUCUAGAAUUACAUACCAUGUUGGUGAUGGGGGCCAGGUAAGGACCCAGAUUUCUUAGAGGCAAAGUCCAUGGUAUGUUGAUCUCUGCAACUUCAUUAAGACAUUUAUAGCCAUUUCUCUCCAAUCUGCCCCAGAUGUGACUAACAAGGAAUAUUUCUCAGAGCCAUUCCUGAAACCCAAGCCCUUUUAUUAAUCUGUAACCAGGAAAACAAAUCUGUGCCAAGGGGUGGGGCUUUUUAUGGGUGAGAUUUAUUUGGAAGGAGAUACGAUAUCAGGUGGGGGAGGAAAGAGUGAUUUUUUUUGUACUUAGGUUUUUAAAGGACACUGUUUUAACAUGUCUUGUGCCAAAGUUGUAUCUUUGUUCAAUGCCAAACUUCAAAGACAUAAUCAGUCAAAUCUUAGGUCACGGUGUUGUCUCCAUCCAACUGUGUGCUUCUUCUGUUGUUUCUGUCAUUGCUUUCUAGCCAAAGUGGAGCUUGUAUUACUGACUAUGCCUCCUGGUUACCUCUGACCUGUUUUUAGUGGUGGAAUCCUUAGCAACCGAAUCCUCGGUGGGUCCUAUAUUUAUACAUUUAGCUUGAAGACUUAUUUGUAUAUGAUGAUGCUUUUUUUUUUUUAAUGCUACGCAGAACAUUAUUUAUUUUUCAAGUGUAUGUAAUGUAUAAAAACAAAUAUAUGGUUAGUUUUUAUAUUAAGAUUAACCAAUUUCAAGACUAAAAUUUUUAAUAGUAAAGUAAUAAAAAUCUACAAAAUUCUUAGUGGUGUGGCAACUCAGUUCUUAAAAAUCGAGAGACUUACGGAUGCUCAAUCCCAGGGUUUGACAAAAAGUUGCUUUAACAUAACAUAUAGUUUCCAUUUGGUGCUAAUUAUUGGUAGGAAGUGGACAACAACUCCUUUCACCAAGAACAAGGAGAAAAGGAUUUGGAUCGCAGUAGAAAUGCCUGAAGGUGGAUGUUAGGAAGAAGUUGGACAUUGGGGAACAUUAGUGAGGAUACAGGUUUGAUUGCAUGGGACCUAGA